UCACUGGAUUAGGAAUUAGAGCGCUUCAGUUCACCGGUGUUCCCGAUAGAGGGCGCGCUAUGCGGAAGUGAUGGAAUCCACCACUGACUAGGCUGCAGGUUUAGCAUAGGGGACUGUUAAGAUUGUGUUCAUGCAACAUAGCGUUUAGCUGUACAUCAGACGGGGAAUAAAUAGCCUGCAUCAUGUCAAAGAAUACGGUGUCCGAUCGUUUCCGUAAAGUGGAUGUGGAUGAAUACGACGAGAACAAGUUUGUAGACGAGGAAGAGGGAGGAGAAAACCAGCUGGGUCCAGAUGAGGCAGAGGUGGAUUCUCUCAUCAGACAAGGGAACCUUAUGGGUGCCCUGCAGGCAGUAUUAAAAAGCCCACCAAUCAACACAAAGAAUCAGAACGUCAAGGAUCGUGCUGAAGGUCUAGUGCUGAAGGUGCUCAGCUCCUUUAAGAGCACUGACAUAGAGAAGGGAGUUCAGUCUCUGGAUAAAAAUGGAGUAGAUCUGCUCAUGAAAUACAUCUACAAGGGGUUCGAGCGGCCGUCCGAGAACAGCAGCGCUGUCCUGCUGCAGUGGCAUGAAAAGGCUCUUUCUGCAGGUGGAGUGGGCUGCAUCGUGAGGGUCCUAACAGCCAGGAAAACAGUGUAAACUGCAGCGGGUUAGCAUAGCGCACAGAAAAACACGACCCAGCAGUGGGAAAUCCUGCUGAGACACUCAGAACAAAGCGAUGACUUUCCACAGGGUGCUGAAGAGGACCUCUCAUCUGAUUUCCAUGCAUUUUACCCUCUUCUGUUAUAUCACUCUUAACUCACAUAGUUGAAAACGCAUAACCGUGCCAUCAGUCGUAUGCUAGAUUUAUCGUAGCUUCUCUCAGGAAUACUUUUCUACGCUCUUCUGUAUUGUAUUCAGCAAUCUGAAGUUUAUUAUAACCUUUUAUUAUUAAUAGUCAUUCUUCUUUGAGAGAAAUGUAACCUGUUAUUUUAAUCUGCAUGUGUGUGAAUGGCUUAAAAUGAACAGUCACAAAUUGGUCGGAGUGUCUUACUGCCACUACGUCUGUCCACAGUGACUGUGUCGGAUUAUGAAUAAUACUCUCCAGUGCAUUAAACCUUCCCAUCACUGAUCCCUUCUCAUUUGUUCUAAAUCACCAGGCAUUGUCCCAUAGUAUUUAUUUUUUCAUAACCAAAGCGCACUGGCUUAAAUGCUCCUAUAAGACAUUUAGUUGCAAUGCCUAUUUUAUGCAUAAUCUGAAACAUCUGUUUGAUUUUCUUGGCAGAUGGUGCCAUCUCUGUAAUUGUGACUUUCACUAAUGCUGUUAUAAAGUAUUAAUGUCCUGUCUUAAUGUAUCUGUGUCAGCAUUCCAAAGCACUUCUUGCUGUGGACCAUUGUUA
Messenger RNA from Sinocyclocheilus grahami, 1375 nucleotides. RefSeq names its product actin related protein 2/3 complex, subunit 5B (gene arpc5b). Bases 183 to 635 code for a protein of 150 amino acids. The record is from RefSeq and is a predicted model, not a curated record. Lineage: Eukaryota; Metazoa; Chordata; Actinopteri; Cypriniformes; Cyprinidae. The transcript is spliced from 4 exons. Gene Ontology annotation, biological process: regulation of actin filament polymerization; Arp2/3 complex-mediated actin nucleation. Gene Ontology annotation, cellular component: actin cytoskeleton; Arp2/3 protein complex.